ACUUGAUAAAAGCCAUUGGCUGUAAGAUUUCAUGAGAGAGAGAAGGAGAGAGAGAUAAAGAGAACACUGCUGUGGAAAAGCAGGUGUGAUUCAUGAAUAAACUAUAGUUUGUAACCCUAUGGGAUACUGAUGAAACAAGCAGAAUUUUCACAGACAUGGAUAAUACAAGGACACAAGACACUUUUUCACAGCUAAGCCAGGAAAAAAUCCUCAAAAUUAUGAACAUGGUGAAAAAUAAAGAAGUGAGCAUUGAAGGAGCUUUGCAUUUGGCACAGAAAGAGGUGUAUGCUGAAAAGGAUUCGCAGGAUUUGCUCACUGGCUCACAAUUUAACUUCAGUAUCUACAAAUACAAACACUAUCGGUGGCAGAAGCGAAUUUUGCAGAUUGAUUUCAACACAAAGACCAUUUUUAACAUUGAAAAAGGAAUUAUUAAGAAACAGUUCCCCUUCUCACAAGUCAAAGCCUGUGAAGAUACUGAAAGGAGACGCUUCAGCAUUGUGUUCCAUGGGCGCCAAGAUUAUGAGUUGGAAGCAGUGUCUCUUGAUGAUAAAAGGAAGAUAACAUAUCUUCUGAGCAGAGUUAUACAGAGUAAUUCAUACAAGAGACCGGCAGAGUCCUGUACUGGAAGACCUGCAGAAUGUGAUGUGAUACACGAAGGAGUGUUGGAUUUGCAGCAAAACGGUUUUACGUCCACUGAAUGGGUGAAGUACUUGGUGCAACUACGUGAAGGAGAAUUGACUUUAUAUUGCAUAGGUCUGGGAGGAGAGAACAAGAAUGCAGACCCUGUAACAAAUACAAUUAAUUUAUCAGGUGGUAAUGUGAGUGUCAGCAAGGAGAAUGGAUGUGGUACCUUUUCAGUCCACAACAAAGAACACAAUUAUUUGUUUCGAAUACCCUUUACUGUCCAAAAUAACAGGACGGAGGAUGUUAGCAAGCUCCAGAAUGAAUGGGUAUCUCUUCUAGAAAAGUACUGUCAGCUGUGGAAGGGUGGUUCACUGCCUUGGGAAGGACCUCAGGAAUGCAGCUCCUCUGAGGCUGAUUAUGAGGAAGUUAGUGUGGCUCCGAAUGAGCCCAGAGAGGACACUCUCUACACUGGUGUGAGUUCUGCAGCACCCAGUCCAAAGAAGUCUUCAGUCCCUGAGACAAAGCCUGCAGAAGAGAAAGUAGUGAUAGAAUCACCAUCUCUUCCGCUUUCCAUAAGUAAAGCAGGGGUGCCACCAGCUCCACCUGCUUUCCUGCAGCCCAGCAGCCUCUCUCCAUUGACAAAGAGAACCAAAGCCUUUCACUGGGAUGUUGUUCCUUGGGAUAAGAUUCAAAAAUCCAUCUGGGGAUCAUGUGACCCACACAAGAAAAAAAUAGAUGUAUCUAGACUCUGUGAUCAGUUCCAGAUCCAGGAUAUGGCAGUAUUUUCUGGCAAUGAACCUUCAGUGAAUCAGCACAUCAUGUUGGAUAGAAAAGUUGCACAUAACUUCAACAUUUUUCUUAAAAGUUUCCGAAUAAAACCAAGCCAGCUGAGAGAAAAAUUAUACAUUAUACAUGAAGAGAGUGGUGGACUUACAGAUGAGCAGAUUACAGCACUAAGAAGAUAUAUGCCAACACCAAAAGAUGUAGAAAGGUACCAGUCCUUCAGGGGGUCCCCUUCGGAGCUGCACGUAGUUGAUCAGUUUAUGUUAGAGAUGUGUAAAAUCCCACAUUUAGGCCAGAGGCUAGAUCUCCUGCUUUCCCUCCGUGAACUCCCUGUGAGCAUGAGGGAUCUGGAGCCUCUAAUAAACCAGAAAAUCCAAGCAAGUAAGCAGCUGCAAUCCAGCCAGAAAUUUAUUGCUGUCUUGGAAUACGUUUUAGCCAUUGGGAACCUUUUAAAUGAAAAAGCUGGAAAAGAGAAGGCUAGAGGAUUUCGACUGUCAUCUUUGAUGAAAUUGUCUCAGCUGCGAGGUAAGGAGAGGACGUUCACCUUGCUUCAUGCCCUUGUGGAACAGAUCUUCUUACAUGAGCCUGAUGUGGCUAAAUUUUCUCAGGAGCUGACAGAAUUUGAAGCUGUUCCUGACGCUUCCAUGAAAGGACUCAGUGCUGAAGUUGAUGUUUUAAAAAAAGAAUUGGAAAAUGUUACUCAGUGCAGGCGGCUUAUCAAACCCAAGACGAUCAAGGCAACACCGCAGGAGUCACAGUUCUGCAAGGAACUAAAGGAUCUAAUUCAGAAGUAUGAAGGAGACCUAUCCUUACUGUCAAAAAAAUGUGAUGAAAUGAAGAAGCUUUAUAGUGACAUACUGGUAAAGUUUGGUGAACCACAAGAUCUAGACUCUCAGGAACUAUUUGGAUGGAUAUCUUCAUUUAUUUGUGAGUUUAGAAAGGCCUGUGUUGAUGUCAUGCCAUAAGGACAAAACAAUUCUUAUAAAGAGAAGUGCAAGAAACAUUUACGUUAAUAAGUUUGAAAGUUUUACUAGUAUGAAGUACCACAUAGUAGUAUAUAAUCUUUAUAGCAGUAUACUUUGAGUUUAAGAGAUACUCAGUUGAUACUAUAUAGUUUUGUAAGUUGUACUUGACCUGUAGAAUCGCAGACGAUCUAUAACCCUUGUCCUCGUUUUUUUAAUAUGUGUGCUUUUGUACCUUGAGAUACUUGUGUAUUUGGAACAGAGACAUUCCUGACAUAUUAUGAAUUCUCUUCUAAUCUUCUUCUUUGAUACGUGAUUUUCUGACUGAGCUGUAGCUGUCACUCUCAAUGACUAAAUUUCUGCAUGGUGAUCUAAUUUUUCACUGUUUUUACUGUAAUUUUUCAGAUAAUAUUUCAUAAGUUUUAUAAUAAAAUGGGGAGCUGUUACCCACUGAGGAGAAUACUGAGCAAAAAUUCAUGUUCCUGUUAAAGCAAUGCAGCUUUAAUGUGUAAGCGAGGAAGUGUUUGGCUGGAUUGUUUUUUUUUUUUUUUCCUU
Molecule: messenger RNA, 2924 nt
Organism: Struthio camelus australis
Lineage: Eukaryota; Metazoa; Chordata; Aves; Struthioniformes; Struthionidae
Source: RefSeq, a predicted model, not a curated record